Molecule: messenger RNA, 1826 nt
Organism: Elaeis guineensis (African oil palm)
Lineage: Eukaryota; Viridiplantae; Streptophyta; Magnoliopsida; Arecales; Arecaceae
Source: RefSeq, a predicted model, not a curated record
GAAAAUGAUCACAAGGUAUUGACGAAAAAGAAAAAGGACAAGAACAAGAGGAUAAGAAGAACGUAUGAUAGGAGAUGUGUUGGCGUGGUGGACGUUGUUGGUUGGUGCCUUGUUGAGCGUUUGUAGCCCUUUCAAAGGGCCAGAAAGCUCAAAACCAGCACCUGCUGACUGCCUUCAUAUUUCUGGUUCUGCGCCAUAGGAGCACUUGCUCUUUCGGAUCACCAUGGCUCAACCUGCUCAUGUACCGAAGUUUGGAAAUUGGGAUAGUGAAAACAUUUCAUAUACUACAUAUUUUGAGACGGUGCGCAGAGACAAAGGUGAUGGAUCAAAGAUUUUUAACCCAAAUGAUCCGGAAGAAAAUCCACAAGCUUUCUAUCCCAGGACAGUUGCUCAAGAUCAUCAACAUAGUGAAAAACACCACAAUGAUACAUCUACUGAUUAUCACGUGGUGAAACAACAUCGCAGGAAACAUCACAGGAGGGAAGAUAGGGAAUUUCACAGAUAUGUGGAAGCUCCACGACCCCAUAGAUCUCCUUUUCAGGGAGUCGAUAUGGAUUCACACAGAAGUAGGAACCAUGGAACCAGUGCCACAAUGUCUAGCAGUGUUAAGAGAAACUCUGAUAACUUGCUUCCACAACAUCAACAUCAUCGCAGGACAAAUAAGGACUUAGCUGAAGGUAGUCAUGGCUUUUCACAACCACCACUGCAUCAAGCUAUACCAAAAGCAGGAAGCUCUCAAGAGAGUGCAGCUCCACAACACAGAGCUCCAUCAGUGCCAAGAUUUGGUUCCUGGGAUGAGACAGAUCCCCAAUCAGCUGAGAGUUUUUCGGUCAUAUUUAACAAAGUUAAAGAACAGAAGCAGAUAGCUGCAACUAAAUUGCCAACACCUCAACCUAAGAUAAUAACAUAUCCAGAAAGGCAGAAAAACUCCAGUCACACUUCCUCAAAAUCAAAGAUCUGUUGCUGCUUAUUUCCUACUGCUGCAGAAUGACCAUCAACUGCAAGGGUGUUUGAUUAAUAUUUUCUUACAAGCUUCUCAUCCAAGUUUCAGACUGUACCCUUUCUACCUCACUCCUCCCAUCAAAGCCAGUGGCAUUUUGCCUCCCUUUCUAUAUAUUUUUUUUAAAAAAAAUUUGUUUGCUGCAGUGAGCAUAUACUUUGAUUUGAAAUCAUUAUCAAACAAGAGGAUAGCAUCCUUUUGAGCAAGAGGGAACAAAGAUCAUAAGUUUUUCCCACCAUCUAUCUACUACUGACUCUGUUUGAUUUAUGAGGACCAGCUGCAUCACCAAAAGUAUCCCAAAUGUACCUUACAUGCCUUAGGCACAGUCGACACUGGUGGGAAAUAGUUGGCAUUUUGUUGAAGCCUGAUGACCAGUAUUGUACAUUUUGUGAUUUAUUCUCGGAUCAUGCAUGAGUUUUGGUGCCAUUUUGUCAUGUUUCAAGGCAUUAAAUGAUCUUCAAAUUCAUGGUAAUAGCCCCUGCCAAAUUUCAUUCUGCACAGAUGAUGAGAAACGUAGGUUUUGGAGGAUGAUUCCAGAUGCCAUUGACAUGGAAUUGUGCAGAGGAAGGAUUCGAAGGAAAGAUGCCCCGAAAAUGAACCUCCAUCAUCUGUAAUCAUUUAGUUCUAUUGUUGUGGGUUAUUCAAGAAAAUGGAAUUGUAUAAGAUGUGAUGGUAUGAAAGAUACAAGAAUAAGGAGGAAAACAUUUGUAAUCAGAAUUCCAGGGGGAAAUAAGCAAUGAGUUCACUUCUUAAAGACAAGCGGUAUUGUAAAAUUUAGAAUGUUAUAACAAUCUUAUAAAUGAUCAUCAUCGCUUGAUUGGAUUGC